AUGGAUCACUUCGGUAAAUCGAUGAACGAUCUUGCCAGUCGAGUGGCUGGUCUACAGAAGCGGCAAGAUUCCCAGAAGCGUCGCUUAGUAGAUACACGAGAGGAGAUCCGACGCCAGCUUGAGCAACAGGAAGUGAGUUAUCUCCAUCCUAAAAACAUCUUCUGUCUGACUAAAUUUCUGAGUUUUUAUGUUUGGACGAAUGCGCUUUUGCUAACUUACACAUGUUUUCUAUUUCUUCGAAUAGUGCAGUUUUACCCAUUUGUGCUUAGCUUCACACUUGUGUUCUUGUGCGUUUUUAUUUUAGUGUCUGCAUGCAUAUGUGUGUCUAAGUCAAAAUAUUUGGUAUUUAGGCAUGCAUCGGUCCUGUUUUUAACUGUUUGCAGUUGA
Messenger RNA from Protopolystoma xenopodis, 387 nucleotides. Lineage: Eukaryota; Metazoa; Platyhelminthes; Monogenea; Polystomatidea; Polystomatidae. The record is from the annotation of a GenBank genome assembly.